Lactuca saligna is the source of this 1509-nucleotide messenger RNA. The record is from the annotation of a GenBank genome assembly. NCBI's taxonomy places the organism in Eukaryota, Viridiplantae, Streptophyta, Magnoliopsida, Asterales, Asteraceae.
AUGAUUCUCGCCAUCUUUUCUGCCUCUGUUCUUCUCUCUUGUUUGCCUUUUCUUCACUCUGCUACAGACCACAACAUUUCCAAAUCUAUCUGCCCAAAAGAUUUCAUUUGCCCAAAAAUUUCCCCAUUCACAUACCCAUUUUAUAAUACGACUGACACCAAUUGUGGGUUGAUCAAGGUCAACUGUACAUCAUAUGGUGGGGAAAUUGAAAUUGGAGGAGAGUCGCAUGAGAUUGUUUCCAAGUAUGUGUCAGAUCCUCUGGUCAUGAUCCAUAACAAAACGUUUGAAAGACUUGUAAAUAAGACAAGGUGUGAGGCACUUGCGUAUAACUUCACUUCUCCAAGUCCUCUUUUGUAUUCAGUUUCAAUCCUACCCUUCAUCACUCUCUACAAAUGCACAAAUCAUACCAAUUCUAUAAACACCUCAACAUACUUUCAACAACAUAAUUAUAGUGGAUACGACAGAUGCGAUGAUCAUGAUUUCUACUAUGAUUAUUCAAUGAUCAGCUAUGCAGAAUUUCUACAUGAUCUUCCGCCUACAUGUCAAGUAAUACAGCUGCCUGUGAAAUUUCGAGGGCCAAAUGAUCCUCAAGUACCUGACACUACCAACAUAUUUUCUAUUCUUGGCUCCACAUUCUCUGUUUCAUUUAACUUGUCAACUCCCUGUCAUAAGUGUCAUCAGGAAGAUGGCCAGUGUAAUAUUCACAAUGGAUUGUUUCAGUGUUUGGAUGCCAAAAAGGAAAAAUCACGCAGAGAACUUAAACUGAUUCUAGGUGUUGCAGGAUCCUCCUUCAUCCUCAUACUUUUUCUUGUCAUCUUCAUAACAUGGGGCCGCUACAAGACAAACCCUUUUUCCUAUUUCUCAUCAAAGGACAGAUCACUAAAUGCUGAAGAUGGGAGUACUCUCUUCCAUGGCGCCUCUGUUUUCUCCUACACUGAACUCGAAGAUGCCACCAGACAUUUCGAUCCUACUCGGGAACUAGGGAAUGGAGGUUUUGGAGCUGUUUACUAUGGUAAACUCCAAGAUGGGAGAGAAGUUGCAGUGAAGAAACUAUACGAGCACAACUACAAAAGAGUACAACAAUUUGUGAAUGAGGUUAGAAUCCUCACCAGAUUACGCCACCCCAACCUUGUGGUGCUCUAUGGUUGCACCUCCCGACAAAGCCAUGAACUUCUCCUUGUGUAUGAAUACAUUUCCAAUGGGACACUUGCGGAUCACCUCCAUGGAAAACGAGCAAAUGCAAGCUUACUACCAUGGCCAUUACGGAUGAACAUUGCCAUUGAAACUGCCAGAGCUCUAGUGUACCUUCAUGCCUCUGAAAUCAUACACCGAGAUGUGAAGACAAGUAACAUUCUUCUUGAUCAUAAUUUUAGUGCAAAGGUAGCAGAUUUUGGGCUCUCAAGGCUCUUACCAGAUGAUGUCAAUCACGUGUCUACAGCUCCUCAAGGAACCCCAGGAUAUUUGGAUCCCCAAUAUCACCAUCGUUACCAAUUAACAGAUAAGAGUUAA